Drosophila hydei is the source of this 2537-nucleotide messenger RNA. RefSeq names its product ATP-binding cassette sub-family B member 8, mitochondrial. The coding region runs from base 129 to 2333 and encodes 734 amino acids. Gene Ontology annotation, cellular component: membrane. Gene Ontology annotation, biological process: transmembrane transport. The record is from RefSeq and is a predicted model, not a curated record. Gene Ontology annotation, molecular function: ATP binding; ATP hydrolysis activity; ABC-type oligopeptide transporter activity. Lineage: Eukaryota; Metazoa; Arthropoda; Insecta; Diptera; Drosophilidae. The transcript is spliced from 6 exons.
GUUGGUGUGAGCAUGUGUGUGCGUAUUAUUAUUAUUGUUAAGGUUAACCAACAAGUUAGUUAAAUGCUUAAGCGCUUGCGUAUAUAGUUAAUUAUUCUUAAGUUAAGUGCGACAAAUAGAAGCCACAGAUGCUGCGCCUACUCCUAAGCAACUGCAAUCGCAGCGAUUUGAUCAGCCGCAGCCUAUUGCAGCAGCUGCCUCAAUCGCCGCUAGGCACACGUCUCCACAAUGCCACGAGACUGAUGCGUCAACAUCAGUGGGCUGGACCACGACCGACGUGCGGCAGUGGCAGCGGCAGCAGCAGCUGUCGCGCCAAGCUCCAGACGACGCGUGCCCUGCUAUGGGGCGGCGGCAGCUUGGGCGUGGGCGUGGCAGCGCGCAGCUGGUGGACGAGUCGAGCGAUCGCUCACUGCGAGGGUAACCGACUGGCCGGUGUCAUACAGCAUACACUGCAGCAGGAACAGGAGCAGAACUUUGACUGGAAGCGCCUGUGGACGUAUCUGGAGCCGCACACCUGGGAGCUAAUAGGUGCCAUAUUGGCAGCUUUAAUUGUGGCCUUCAUCAAUAUACGUAUACCCAAUCUGCUGGGCGACCUGGUCAACUCGCUGGCGCGAUAUGCCAACACCUAUGUGAUAAACCCGAUCAACAACUCCUUUGUGAAGGAUGUUAGCAAGCCAGCUAGCAAUUUGCUAAGCCUCUAUAUGCUGCAGUCGGGCUUCACGUUCAUGUACAUCUAUCUGCUGAGUCGCGUGGGCGAGCAGAUGGCCGCGCGGAUGCGACAGGAUCUGUUCAAGCAGAUCGUCCUGCAGGACAUUUCGUUUUUCGAUGAGAAUCGCACGGGCGAGCUGGUGAACCGCCUGACAGCCGACGUGCAGGACUUCAAGACCUCGUUCAAGCAUUUCGUUGCCCAUGGAUUGAGAAGUGGCGCCCAGCUGAUUGGUGGCAGCGUCUCCCUGUUCAUGAUAUCGCCGCACAUGGCAGCCAUUGCCCUGGCCAGUGUGCCCUGCGUGGUCUUGUUUAUGUCGUAUCUGGGACGCAAGCUGCGCUCCCUCAGCAAAAGCUCCCAGGCGCAGACGGAACGUGCCACGGGCGUUUGCGAGGAGGCGCUGUCCAACAUACGCACUGUGCGCUCCAGCGCCUGCGAGUACCGUGAGAUGCAGCUCUUCGAGCAGGAAACGAAUGAGGCAGCACGUCUCGCCCAGGAGCUGGGCUAUGGCAUUGCCGUCUUCCAGGGCCUGACAAAUUUCUUCCUGAACACACUGGUCCUGUCGACGCUCUUCAUGGGCGGCCAUUUAAUGUCCACGGAGAGCCUGACGCCCGGUGCUCUAAUGGCAUUCCUGGUCGCCUCGCAGGGCGUGCAGCGUUCGCUCUCGCAGGGCUCCAUUCUGUUGGGUACCAUGAUACGCGGCCUGACGGCGGGCAGUCGCGUCUUUGAGUUCCUUUCGCUGCAGCCCAAGGUGGAGCUGUCCCGUGGCUAUGUCAUACCCGAAGAGCGCUUGCAUGGCGAGAUUCGCUUCGAGAAUGUCUGCUUUGCCUAUCCCAUGCGACCGGAUCAUCUCGUACUGAAGGACUUCAGCCUGACGCUGCGUCCUGGCCAGACGGUCGCUCUGGUCGGCGCCAGCGGCUCGGGCAAAUCCACCAUUGCCGCGCUACUCGAACGCUUCUACGAACCUACCUCAGGCAACAUCAAACUGGAUGGCUACAAGCUCUCCGACAUCUCGCCCUAUUGGCUAAGGGCCAAUGUGCUGGGAUUCAUUGAGCAGCAGCCCAUUCUCUUUGGCACCAGCAUCCUAGAGAAUGUGCGCUAUGGCAAGCCGGAUGCCAGCGAAACGGAUGUCUUUGAUGCAUCCAAGCUGGCGCAGUCGCAUGAUUUCGUUACCAAUCUGCCCGAUGGCUAUGCCACACAUGUGGGCGAACGCGGCACCCAGUUGAGUGGUGGUCAAAGACAACGCAUUGCCAUAGCCCGAGCGCUGGUCAAGAAUCCGCGCAUCCUUAUCCUGGAUGAGGCAACGAGUGCGCUGGACGCCACCAGCGAAUCAGAGGUGCAGAAGGCCUUAGACACUGCCGUACAAAAUCGCACUACGCUGGUGAUAGCACACCGGCUAUCCACGAUACGCAAUGCAGACCUGAUUGUGGUCAUGGAUCAGGGACGCGUAGUGGAGACGGGCAAGCAUGAUGAGCUGAUGGCCAAGCGUGGCCUGUACUUUGAGCUAGUGCGUCAGCAGGAGCGACGCGAGAGUCAGGAACAGAUCCUCGAUCAGCCGCAGCUCCUGGAGCAACCAAUUAGCAAAAAUUCCCCAACCGUCGAGACGACAGAGAACGCAGUACAAUAAUACAAAACGACACCUAUAUAGAUGUAUCUAUAUGAUUCCCCUGUAUAUAUAAAAUUUUUUUAAUUUAUUAAUUGUUUGAGAGAUUUACAUUUAAAUUUAAAAAAAAAAUCACUAAUUCGAUGAGAUAAUUUAAAUAAGCAGAAGAACUGGUGUUCAUGUUAAAUAAACCAAAACAAGAUACAUUAUUUUUAUGUACAUAAAGCA